Harpegnathos saltator (Jerdon's jumping ant) is the source of this 465-nucleotide messenger RNA. RefSeq lists its product as uncharacterized. The record is from RefSeq and is a predicted model, not a curated record. The transcript is spliced from 2 exons. Lineage: Eukaryota; Metazoa; Arthropoda; Insecta; Hymenoptera; Formicidae. Bases 1 to 465 code for a protein of 154 amino acids.
AUGAAUUAUGUAGAGAUCAGUUUUUACGAUGUAGAGACAAAAGAGAAUUUCCAAAUUAAAUUAUCAGUGAUGCUUUACGAGCACAAAGCGGGUCUUGCGAACGCCCCUCCCCCCGGCUGCCAUGUCAUCUGUUACGCGGAUGACAUCUUAGUGCUGGCCGGUGGGGAAGACUGGGGGGAGGCCCACCACAAUGCGGAGGUGGCAUUGGCGACGGUGGUGGGCACAAUAAGUGACCUGGGUCUAAAGGUGGCGCUCCAAAAAACGAGGGCCAUCUAUUUUCACGACGGCAGCCGUGGGGCGCCGCCGGAGACCCAGGUCUUGGUGGACGGAGUCCGUGUCCGCGUCGGGUCCACGAUAAAGUAUCUGGACCUGACGUUGAACGGCCGAUGGGACUUCAGGGCCCAUUUUAGGGACCUGGCCCCCCGGGUCAGGAAGGCAGGUCUGGCUCUGGCCAGACUGAUGUAG